Molecule: messenger RNA, 2573 nt
Organism: Anoplopoma fimbria (sablefish)
Lineage: Eukaryota; Metazoa; Chordata; Actinopteri; Perciformes; Anoplopomatidae
Gene: r3hcc1
Product: R3H domain and coiled-coil containing 1
Exons: 9
Coding region: 1-1293 (430 amino acids)
Molecular function (GO): nucleic acid binding
Source: RefSeq, a predicted model, not a curated record
AUGCAACUUUUUGACCAAGCCUGUCCUCAGGAUCCCUCUCUGGUCACCCUGGCGUUUCCUUGUUUCGAUGGCAUUUAUCUCCCAAAGGAAGAGGUUAUAUUCCUGCAUCAUGUCAAGGAUGAGCUGGAAACUUACCUACAGGAGAGCAACCACAAGAGUGUGCUCCUGUUCCCUCCUCUACCGAGCAGACUGCGAUACCUGAUCCACAGGACCAUAGAGGACCUGCCGGAGCUCACCACCUUCUCAGUAGGGGAGAGCUGGAGCCGUAGGGUGGUGGUCUGCCAUUCUGAGAUCAGGGGUGUGGAGGAGGAAGGCAGUGACUGGGAGAGCAACAACAGCUUGUGUGAACAGCCACUAAGUAACAGGGAGGAGAUAGAUGACAGCACCAGGCCUAAAUCGUCGGUCCCAUCGCGAAGCCGAGGACCUAAGAGGCCGGACAAACCCCUCUACAUGCCACGAGCUGCUCGGGAGAGACUCUCCAUACAGAACACACAAGAACUAUCAGGAGACCAAGGGUUGCCCAAUCCAGCCUCAAGUAGCUGUAGCUGCAUGAGCAGUUCAUGUGACUCUUGUUUCCGUCCCGAAACAGCAGAGGAAACCUCAAGCACAUCCAGACAGGAGUGUCUCCCCAGUGUAGCUGAGUGUAUCCCUAACCAGGCUGCUGACAGUUCAGCACUUUGUCCUCAGGAAGAGAAACAAAAGUCGGUGCUGACGCUGCAUGAAGAUGAGCCCCUAGUCUGGCAACAGACAUUGUCCUGCUUCAAUGACAUGACUCUGGAGGAAGAUGAGAAGGGCAAGGAAGACAUAUGCACAGACACAGAUGAUGUAAUUGAAGAGAUCAAGGCACAUCUAAAAGAGCCGGUGUCCAUUUCCAUCCAGCACGUUCACAAUGACUACUCCAUUUAUGAGAAUGUGUGUAUCAGCCUGGACAAGUUUUGCCACGUGAUCGAGAUCUAUGACUUCCCAUCUUGUUUCAAAACAGAUGACCUCUUGGACGCUUUCACAGACUACAGUGAUGGUGGAAUGAAGAUCGAGUGGGUUGACGACACACAUGCCCUGGGGGUUUUCUCCAAUGAGACUGCAGCAAUCCAGGCACUCUCCAUUUGCCAUCCAUUGCUGAAGGCAAGAGCAUUGAAUGAAGCGAGUAAAAAAGCCAAAGGGAAGGCCAAUAGACGAGCAGAGUUUAUCCAGCCAGUGAAGGAACGUCCUCGGACAGACUCUGCUGUUGCCAGGCGGAUGGUGACCCGAGCCCUGGGGCUGCAGGCACGAGGCAGAAGAGGGCAGCGAUAUUGAAGGGAAUUGCAAACACCGUUGGCUUAUACAGAAAGGUCCCGCAGAGGUCUGCCUCCAUUCAUUGGGCCUCUAGAGGCGCCACAAACAGUCAGCUGAUAGAGAAGAGUAUGACUGCUGUCCAGCACUGUUUGCCUGCUUCACUGAUGGUACAGCAGGUGUGCUUUGUGAAGAAUGGGACUGAGAAGAGGUGACUGCCACAAAUAAGCAACAUUCACACUGUUGAAGUUUCCUUGAGCAGGACGCUGAAUCACAACCAGCAUCACAGCCUCAAUGUUGCUUCUCUACAGCUGAACCUGACCCCUUUGGACAUUAUUGAUGUGUUUCCAGUUCUUCACUCUUAAGAUCAAUAAUCAAGAGUCCAAUGCAAACAGUACUUUCAUAUGGAAAAGGCACCGGAGAAAGCUGGAGAAGCUCUUAGCUUGUUUUGAUUUGAAUGCAUGAAGUCUUGAAACUAAAGUGUGUUUCAAGUGUCUUUAAUUUCCAGGCAGGGAUUAGUUUUAUUUCCUCCUUGCUGACAUGAUGCUGCAUAAUUCUCUAAUAAUAAGUUAUUGUUUUCAAACUUAAUGUUGAAAUCCUCCACACAUUAGUUCUCAGGAUAUGGUCAAAGCUGUAGUUACAGCCGGAUUUUUAUAUAAAGUGCACAAUUCCAACUGACAAAUGUAAUGUAGACACAUUAACAUUAAUCAAAUCUGUAAAAAAGAUAACACCAAGUAUUGUUUUCAAAAGCCGGCAAAGAAAAAAACAUGUAGAGAAUUUUUUUUCUAAUUUUUGAGUUGAUUUUAAAACUUUGUUUUAAUUGUUGUAAACAAGUUACAAGAUGUUCAGUUUUUCAUAUUUAUUAUGAUCCUCUAAAUAACACAAAACUACCGCAGGAUUGUUGUUUAAGAGGCAAAGUAUUCAAGUUAUUUCUCACUCCACAUUACAGAACUAAAGUUUGAGUUUUGGAAACUUGGAAUGUUAGUUCUCUUUGAACCUUUUACUGUAUUUAGUAAAAGAAAGAUGUUGAGUAUUUUAUUUUUUGUAAUACUAAAAUGAGAGGUUUCCCUGAAAUUAUCUUUUGUGCCUGAAGCGGGAGUGACAGGACUUGUUCUGUGAUAAGUCUCUAUGCAUUACCUAUGUCGAUUAAUGGUUGAAUUUAACUGCAUCCCUUGAGUCAUUUCAGGGAAAAGAAGACUUAACCAUUUAAUACUCCACAAUCCCAUGAAAACCAACCAUGGUUUUUAACUUAAUUGGUUGUAUAAAAGUUUCAGUGAUGUAAAAGUUGUAAUAAACAAAAAGUU